Molecule: messenger RNA, 2863 nt
Organism: Gasterosteus aculeatus aculeatus (three-spined stickleback)
Lineage: Eukaryota; Metazoa; Chordata; Actinopteri; Perciformes; Gasterosteidae
Product: discoidin, CUB and LCCL domain-containing protein 1
Cellular component (GO): plasma membrane
Molecular function (GO): signaling receptor activity
Source: RefSeq, a predicted model, not a curated record
UAACAAGGGAAUAAAUCAUUAGUAUUACUGCCAAACCACUGGUCCCAGAUCAGCCCACACCUACAAAUUGGCCCCGCCCCCCGUUUGGAAAUGGAAUGCUUAUGAUCCUGUGAUUGACACUGACGGAGAACCAAUGAGAGCGCGAGUUUACGUGUCGUAGCCAACAGUAAAUAUCCAGUGUUCUGCAGCAUAAGUUUUCACUCCGGACACAAGCUCGAGCCAUCGAGGCUUGCACCUUACUGCUGCUCGUAGUGCUUCGGGAAACAUGCUGUCAAAGUGCGAGAACAUCCGCGAUGCUCUGGAGUUUCUCGUAACCGUUUUCUGGAUCACUUUUAGCGUUUUUUCCGUCGCUGUCGACGGCCAGGAGGGAAAUGGCUGUGGACAUUCCCUGCUGGGCACGGAGUCCGGCACGUUGGCCUCUCACAACUACCCGGGCACCUACCCCAGCGACACCUGGUGCAGCUGGAGGCUUCGGGUGCCGGAGGGGCGAACGCUGCGCCUGCUCUUUGGGGAUUUCGACAUUGAGAGCAGUGCGGGCUGCAGCAAUGGCUCCCUUUUGAUAACCGACAAGAGCGGAGAAGCCAGUCUGGGUCCAGUGUGCGGGAAGCUUGAUGCAUCGCGGAAGAACUUGACUCUAAGGAGCAAUGAAGUGACAGUGACGUUCAAGUCGGGCCCGCACCGCUCUGGACGAGGGUUUCUGCUCUCUUAUGCCACAGACCAGCAUCCAGACCUCAUUUCUUGUUUACAACGAGGAUCUCAUUCCAGCUCGCAGCUUUUGAGUGCGUACUGCCCUGCAGGGUGUAAGGACGUCACGGGGGAUGUUUGGGGAAACUCUGAACAGGGUUACAGAGAUACGUCGGUCCUGUGCAAGUCGGCCGUCCACGCCGGAGCUGCAUCUGAUCGUCUGGGAGGUCGUGUCACUGUGCAGCGGGGGAGAAGUCUCACACUUUAUGAAGCUACCUUUGCAAAUGGAAUCCUCUCAAAAACGGGAUCAUUGUCUGAAAAGAAGCUGCUUUUCAACCAAGAUUGCAACAACAUCCUGAAGGUUUCCGGAUUAAAUGCCUCAUCAUUCUGGGAUGAAGACAGCCAAGGGCACACCAUGUCCUCCAGAAACAUUGAUUCCAGCAACGAGUUGUUGGCCUGGGCUGCAGGCGGUGAUGACGUGAACCCGUGGGUGGAGCUGGGUCUGAGUGAUAGAAGCACUAUCACAGGAAUAAUAACAAAGGGCUCAAACGACCACAACAUAGAAUCCUUCAGUGUUUCUUUCAGCAAGGACAGAAAAUCUUGGAAGCUUUACAAAGGGGCUCUCAGCAAAGAAAAAAAGGUGUUCCGUGCCGGUUCCGACGGGCACCUGAGGGUUCUCAAUAGCUUCUUCCCGGCCGUGGUGGCCCGCUUCGUGCGGCUGCAGCCACUGAGCUGGCGAGUCCGAGCUUCAGCUCAGCUGCAAGUCCUGGGCUGUCCCGUCGCCAAGGUGACGCCAAGGACGCGCCCGGCCGCCGAAUCUCCGCCCGUCAAAGUCAACGUGGGAACGCCGCGGCCAAGCCAGUCCCAGACCCCCACCCCGCCCCCCACCGACGGCCCAGUGCUGGUGGACACGAGACUGAGCUCCAGUCAGCCGGUGGUGGUGGCAGUGGGAGUGGUCCUGGGGCUGAUAAUGUGCGGUAGUUGUUUGUUGGCUGGAGUCUGGUGGAAAAGAAGGAAAAAAGAGUCACAAAUGAAGCACUCCUUACCAACAGUCGGUUGUCAGAGCUUCCAGGCCAAGAGUCUCUCGUGCAGACAAUCCGAUGUCAUCUCUUACCCUCUGGAGCGAAACGUCCACGACGCUCUACCAAGCCCUCCUCUUAAUGACUAUGCAGAGCCCGAUGUUGCAGCCAUCGGACAGAAGAUCGGGUCAACAUUCAGACCGUCCUCAGACGAGGGCUACACCACCCCCUUCGCCUUCAACCAUUACGACACCCCUGGCAACCUGCCAGAGUACGCCGAGCCUCUUCCCCCGGAGCCCGAGUACGCCACGCCGUUCAGCGAGCAGCCCUCGGAGUCCGUCCUGCACGCUUUGACGGGGAUUGUUCACAGCAAUUCACAUAUAACAGCGGCGAGCGCUGGAACGAGGACCACAUCUGGCCACGCUCAGUAUGACUGCCCCUCACACAGGAUGCUAUCAAAUGGCUACUGCACUCCGGCCCUGCACGCCAGUGGCCCGAGGCCGGUCAGCGUGGUCUAUGCAGAGCCCAAGUCAUGUGACUCUUUACUACAGAAGCACACGUUUGAGGAGCCUUUGUAAACACGAUGAGACGUGGAGGACAGAAGACAGUACUAAUGCUGACACCGUUGAACCUCCAGUGAGCGAUGUACCCAAAGUCGGUCACUCAGUCACUGGGACCACGGUGCAUAUACGAAGGUUCACAGCUCCGCUGUGCACAAUGAUCUGAGAGCCGUGCGCACACUAACAUUUCCUCCCAGGAAGUAUGUAGAUCAACAGCGAGAGUAUCCUGUGAUGCACACAGACAAUGCAGGUUCAGUUUCCCCUCAGUGAUAAUGUUUAUUAAAAUGUUUAAACACAAGCUGCACUUUCAGGAAAUACAUACAGCAAUGUACGCAGGGUAUUAAACAGGCAAGAGUGGAUGAAAUGUUACAUGUCUUCACGUUGUGUUCACAAUGUAUAUUUCAAAAUGUUGAGUGAAAACAAAUUUCUAAAUGUAACAAAGUGGUCAGGGUUGUUGCUAUUACUUUGUGUAACCACUGGGGGGCUCUGCUGAGCCAUAAACAGGAAUGUUUUGCAAUUAUUUGACUCCUGGUUCAAUUUACUCAGAUAAUUAUCACCCAUUUAUAACAUUCAUAGUAACAAAUAAAAAUGUUUACAUUU